This is a messenger RNA of Bathycoccus prasinos, 672 nucleotides long. Its product is annotated as transcription regulator BDF1, putative. Bases 1 to 672 code for a protein of 223 amino acids. Gene Ontology annotation, cellular component: nucleus; chromatin. The record is from RefSeq and is a predicted model, not a curated record. Gene Ontology annotation, biological process: chromatin remodeling; regulation of DNA-templated transcription. The transcript has a single exon. Lineage: Eukaryota; Viridiplantae; Chlorophyta; Mamiellophyceae; Mamiellales; Bathycoccaceae.
AUGUCCGAAGCAGCAGCAACAACAACACCACCCGCUCCCGAAGCAGCAACAACGACAACAACAACAAAUACAACAACAACAACAAAUAAAGUAGCCAUAGAAACGUGCGUGCCGCCACCGCCUCGCCCGGGUUGUGAUUGCGCGGUGUGCGCGCCGAAACCAGCGCCUGGGGAAACGGAAGCGCAAAUUGCGCCUUUAAAUUCCGCCUCCCCGUUUCAGCCGUAUAAAUUAAUCAAAGUCGAGUUAGACGGGACGAAACGACCGUUGACGGAUGCGGAGCAAAAAGCGCUGGAGAAGACGCAUCCGGAUAUUUGCGAGUGGAACGUUCCUUUAUCGUCGGGGAAAAGGAGGUGGCAGAAAUCGUGUCAACAAAUCUUGAAGAAGUGCACGGCGGCGAGGAAACUGGCGUGGCCGUUUCUCGAGCCGGUCAAUUGGGAGGUGUUGAACAUUCCGGAUUAUCCGGUCAUUAUAAAGCACCCGAUUGAUUUAAGAACGAUUGAGACGAAGUUGAACGCGGGACAGAUUGAAACGCCGGAUGAGUUUGUGGCGUUGGUGAGAACGGUGUUUAGGAACGCGUACGUGUAUAAUAAACCUGGGGAUCCGUCGGGCGUGAGAGAGUGCGCGGAGCGACUUUCGGAGAUUUUUGAGAAGGAAUUGAAGAAGCUCGGGUAA